This is a messenger RNA of Sugiyamaella lignohabitans, 987 nucleotides long. RefSeq names its product Lhp1p (gene LHP1). Gene Ontology annotation, molecular function: mRNA binding. The coding region runs from base 1 to 987 and encodes 328 amino acids. Gene Ontology annotation, biological process: RNA processing. The transcript has a single exon. NCBI's taxonomy places the organism in Eukaryota, Fungi, Ascomycota, Dipodascomycetes, Dipodascales, Trichomonascaceae. The record is from RefSeq and is a predicted model, not a curated record. Gene Ontology annotation, cellular component: nucleus.
AUGAGCGAGAACGUUGCAGUUGCCGAGCCAGUUAAGGUUCAAGAUAACGGAGUGCCUGCCAGCACCACCACUACAGAAACCGCUGCUGCAUCCACAGCUGCUAAGAGCUCGAAUGUCAAGUCGGAUGCUUCAGUUCUUCCAGAGUCGUCUGAUCCAGCCGAGAUCUUGAAGCAGGUGGAGUUCUACUUUUCCAACGAAAACCUUCCUAAUGAUAAAUUUUUGUACAAGCUGUCGCUCAAGAACGAGGGCUGGGUUCCUAUUGCUACCAUUUGUAUGUUUGCCCGUAUGAAGAGAUUCAGACCCGUCAGUGCUGUUGUUGAGGCUCUGCGUGGAUCUAAAGAGCUUCUGGAAGUUUCAGAAGAUGGAGAGCUUGUCAGAAGAAAGAUUCCUCUUGUAGAGCCCAAGAAAGAAGAGAAGCAGGAUGCCUUUGCCAGAUCUAUCUAUGCCAAAGGUUUCGGUGAAGAGACUGCUACUUCGCAGUUUGAUAUUGAGAAGUUUUUCGAGACAUUCGGAAAGUUCAAGCAAGUGCGUCUUAGAAGAGAUAACGACAAGAAGUUCAAGUCGUCUGUGUUUGUGGAGUUUGCCAGUCUUGAGGAUGCAGAGAAGUUCCUUGCUUUAGACCCCAAGCCCAAAUAUAACGAUGUCGAGCUUUUGACCAUGUCUAAGCAAGCUUAUGUCGAUAUGAAGGCAGCCGAGCACGGAUUCACUGCCCAUGCCAGUGGUAAGAACUACCGCAAGUUCAACGCUUUCAAGGACGAUGUUCACAACAACAAGAAGAGAAGAGGCGGUGAUAACAAUAACCGUAACCGAAACGAUAACAAGAGAAGAAGAGGACCUAAUGACAGAAACAGAGAGAGAGAAAACAAGGACAAGGAGAACAAGACUACUGAAGACACCCAGCCAUCUACCGACGCUGCUCCCUCGACCGAACCCGCUACCGAGAGCGCUCCUGCCCCCGCUCCCGUCGAGACUGCUGCUGAAAACUAA